AUUAAUUAUUUAAUUUAUUAUAACGGACCAACCUUUACAUUCGCCAACCGACGUCGACGCGUUCCGUCUUUUAAAUUCUCUCCCUCUCUCUCUCUCCGUUACAUUUUCAAAUUCUAAUUUCGACCCGUUAGCCUUUUCUCUCCUUUCUCUGAAUCGUCAUCGAUCAAUUUAGGAAAUCGCCGGCAUUGCCGCCGAUCAAUUAUUGUUCCACUACGUUACGCUGAGUCAACUCGCCGAUCUUUGACUCGGAUCAAAUGGAGAAUCUAAUACAAUUGGUUAACAGAUUACAGAGAGCUUGUACAGCCCUUGGCGAUCACGGUGAAGAGAGUGCAUUGCCUACUCUAUGGGAUGCGCUUCCUUCUAUUGCCGUCGUUGGUGGCCAGAGUUCUGGGAAGUCUUCAGUGCUUGAGAGCAUUGUCGGAAAGGAUUUUUUGCCUCGUGGAUCUGGUAUCGUCACUCGUCGACCCCUUGUCCUACAGCUUCACCGGAUAGAAGAAGGUAGUAGAGAAUAUGCAGAAUUUGGACACCUUCCAAGGAAGAGGUUUACUGAUUUUGCUGCUGUGCGAAAGGAGAUUGCUGAUGAGACUGACCGAGAGACAGGCCGUAGCAAACAGAUAUCCAGUGUACCAAUUUAUCUCAGUAUAUAUUCUCCCAAUGUCGUGAACUUGACACUGAUAGAUCUUCCUGGACUUACAAAAGUAGCAGUUGAGGGUCAAUCUGAUAGCAUUGUUGCGGACAUUGAAAGCAUGGUUCGCGCUUAUAUUGAGAAGCCAAAUUGCAUUAUUCUUGCUGUUUCUCCUGCCAAUCAAGAUCUUGCAACAUCAGAUGCGAUUAAGAUUUCUCGCGAAGUAGAUCCGAAAGGGGAAAGGACCUUUGGUGUUCUGACAAAGAUUGAUCUUAUGGAUAAGGGUACCGAUGCGGUUGAUAUCUUGGAAGGACGAGCAUAUAAACUACAAUUUCCGUGGAUAGGUGUGGUCAACCGGUCUCAAGCGGAUAUUAACAAAAAUGUUGACAUGAUUGCUGCCAGGCGCAGAGAAAAGGAGUAUUUUUCUAGUACCCCUGAAUACAGGCAUCUUGCCAGCAGGAUGGGGUCGGAACAUCUUGGGAGAGUUAUGUCAAAACAUUUGGAGACUGUUAUCAAGUCAAGAAUUCCAGGUCUUCAGUCUCUUAUCAACAAGACCAUUAUUGAACUAGAAAAUGAACUGAGCCGUCUUGGGAAACCCAUUGCAACCGAUGCUGGAGGAAAAUUGUACAUGGUUAUGGAAGUCUGUCGUACUUUUGAUGGGAUCUUCAAAGAACAUCUUGAUGGAGUACGACCAGGUGGAGAUAAAAUUUAUAAUGUCUUUGAUAGUCAGCUCCCAGCUGCAUUGAAAAGAUUGCAAUUUGAUAAGCAGCUUUCAAUGGACAAUGUAAGGAAACUUAUAACUGAAGCUGAUGGAUAUCAACCCCAUCUGAUUGCUCCUGAGCAAGGAUAUCGCCGUCUUAUUGAAUCCUCCUUGAUUUCUAUCAAGGGCCCUGCUGAAGCAGCUGUUGAUGCGGUUCAUGCUAUACUGAAGGAUCUGGUUCACAAGUCAAUUAGUGAGACUACAGAGCUAAAGCAAUAUCCCUCUCUUAGAGUUGAGGUCAAUGGUGCAGCUGUUGAAUCAUUGGAAAGGAUGAGGGAUGAAAGCAAAAAAGCAACUCUACAGCUUGUUGAAAUGGAGUGUAGUUACCUGACAGUGGAUUUCUUCCGGAAACUUCCUCAAGAUAUUGAGAAGGGAGGGAAUCCAACACACUCAAUUUUUGACCGGUACAAUGAAUCCUAUCUUCGAAGAAUUGGAUCGAAUGUCUUGUCUUAUGUCAAUAUGGUUUGUGCUAGUUUGAGGAAUUCCAUUCCUAAGUCUGUUGUUUAUUGUCAAGUACGGGAAGCCAAACGCAGUUUGCUUGAUCAUUUCUUCACAGAGUUGGGAAAGAAGGAGGGGAAACAGCUGGGUACUUUGUUGGAUGAGGAUCCAGCUAUAAUGCAGCGUCGUGUUUCUAUAGCAAAGAGACUAGAGUUGUACAGAUCUGCUCAAGCUGAGAUUGAUUCAGUUGCUUGGGCUAAAUAGACACGAACCGUUAUUUUUCUUCAGUUUUUGUUUAUCACGAUUGGGAUGUAGGGAUAGGUGGCCUAUGAUUCUUUGCUUCGACAUAUAAUUCUUUUUAUAUUAAGUAGGUGAUAUAUAGUUGCAGAAAUGCUAGCAGUUUCUGUGCCUCGUCUUAUUUUGCAGUACUCUUAUUGAAUACAGAUGUAUCGACUCGAUUUUGACAUUUACUAUCUCUUGCUUUUAUGAGCAAGAGAAUAUAUUGGAUGUGCUGUCCUUAUUUUUUUCCA
Capsicum annuum is the source of this 2353-nucleotide messenger RNA. RefSeq names its product dynamin-related protein 5A. NCBI's taxonomy places the organism in Eukaryota, Viridiplantae, Streptophyta, Magnoliopsida, Solanales, Solanaceae. Gene Ontology annotation, cellular component: microtubule; membrane; cytoplasm. Bases 255 to 2087 code for a protein of 610 amino acids. Gene Ontology annotation, molecular function: microtubule binding; GTP binding; GTPase activity. The transcript has 16 exons. The record is from RefSeq and is a predicted model, not a curated record.